This is a messenger RNA of Petromyzon marinus (sea lamprey), 8456 nucleotides long. RefSeq names its product adhesion G protein-coupled receptor B1-like. Lineage: Eukaryota; Metazoa; Chordata; Hyperoartia; Petromyzontiformes; Petromyzontidae. Gene Ontology annotation, cellular component: plasma membrane; dendrite; postsynaptic density. Gene Ontology annotation, biological process: adenylate cyclase-activating G protein-coupled receptor signaling pathway; negative regulation of angiogenesis; cell surface receptor signaling pathway. Gene Ontology annotation, molecular function: G protein-coupled receptor activity. The record is from RefSeq and is a predicted model, not a curated record.
GCACACACACGCACACAGCGCAUCGCGAUCUCGGGAGUGCUCCUCGCAGCGUCUGCCCAAUGCGGAGGGAACGGCAAAAAAACGAGAGAGAGAGAGAGAUCGCUCUCUGUACCUGCACGACGCGCAGUGCGUGCUGUUAUUAUUAUUACUACUACUACCACACGUGCGGCAUUGAUACAUAUAAUCACGACCGCAGUCUGCUGCUUCUCAGUGCAGUACAGAUUUGGAGGAGCGCAGCACACACGAGUAGGUAUACAAAGUGCAAUACAGAAUAGCCAGGGUUAUUUCGUUUGAGACAAUAUUUUGUAUUGCAGAUGGGGGGGGGGGGGACGGUGUUCUUAUAAAAGCAUAAAUGUAAACAUUGGGACCGGCACUUCGUUCUUGCCGGGAACGUAAAGACAUCUCGCGGUAGAGACGCGCAUGCGGGAUCCGUUGUUUGCUUGUGACCGGUUUCAUUAUACGGUAGUAAAUUGAUGUGUUUAAAAUGCAGGGCAUGCCUCGGAGCCAGUGACGGUGACAAAAGGAGCCUGGGAGUGAGACCGAGUCUCACUUUCUCCCCCCCCGCCGCCCUCCGAAGGAUUAUAGAGUCGUUAAUGGAAGGAAGGGGAGUUCAACCAAAAACGGCCUCUUGUCUUCGUGUGCAUUUCGCGAUUUUGUUCGUCUCGGUUAACCCUACGGAGCUGCAGAAUUAAACUCACAGUGCACAUCUUGGAUCGGGUUGGGUGCCAAGUAUGCGCGACUGCCUGUCAUUUGCAGGUAAUGUACGUUAUUUUUUUUGGUAUUUAUUUAACUGUUUUAAAUUGGGGGGGAAAACUCACGCCACACGAAUUUGUUAACGAUGCACUAUAUGACGGCACUAUAUUAAGACAAUCAAUUGUAAUGGCCCCUGUCGUGCCAUUAAAAUAUUAUCCAUUUACAUACCAGUGCAGAUGUGACAAAUAACCAAUUGGCAAUUAUAUUUGAUGUUCCUUGGGGAAGAGGUUAAACUCAUUGAAUACGAAUGCAUUGCACACACGCGGAUGACACGACUAUAUUUUACAACAUUAUUGCAUUCCAAUCUUCUCUAUGUAUGUUCGAAGUAUUUUUUUUGUUAUCCAAACGAUAGGCGUUUGCAGGAGAGGUUUUGCUUUUUCGGGAGUGACCCUAAUCAGCGCAGUGACUGGGUGAAUGUGCUGGAUGUUAACGGUGAUGAGGUGCUGCAUUAUAUGUAGGUAACUCUUUUAAAUGCCUACUACUAGAAUUGUUUCAGUCGGAGAGGAAACAAAUUCAGAGCAUUUCCCUGCAUUUUCAGAUGUUUGUCUGCGAUAGUUGCAAACAAAAACAUGAAUCUGCUUUCAAUGCACAUACGAAGGGCGAGUGGGACUGGCUUGCCGUCCAAAACCUCGCGUGUGUGAAACUGACCGUGACAUCUUUAAAUGUGUGUGAACGUUUCGGCGGUGCCACUUGAUUUACAGGCUCGCAGAGAGAGAGAGGGAAGCGAGCGAGAGCGUAAUCGACAUUACCACCACUCAGUCUUAUUGUAACGCGUCGUGUACACUUCCAUCGGCAAAGUAACGCAAUCAAUGGCGAGCACUGUGUGUGUGGCCAUUACUAAUUGCUAGAGAGACCGGCUUCUGCUGCUGCUGCUGCUGCUCCUUGCGAGAUUCGCCGAUUCGUAUUCCGGAUCCGCACCUGCGUAGCAGUGCCUGGAUGGCCCCCCACUGUGAGAACCGACAAAGCCCAUAUGUCUUUUAUUUCAUAACAGCAAAUGAGGAAAUGAGACGAAAGUGAGCGAGAGAGAGAGAGAGAGAUAGGUUAAGCCUGGAAUUGUAUAUUGUUGCAAAAGUUAACUUGCACUUCGUUGUAAACAAUACUACCAACUGUCCCUUUGUUUUGCGGGUAGGAGGGGGGCAGAUUACCAUAAGGAGAACAAUUUCAUUGCAUUAUCCCCAUCUGCCACUUUUGCUUUUGUCCAUAGAGAAACUUGAGGUGUUUGACAGUGACUGGCUGGAUAUACCCGUGGCAUUCGGAAUACUACCUCAGACUCGCGUCCUGUAUUGAUGAUGGUACAAUGUAUUACGUGACCUUACGCAAUAAGUAAUUUUCUGGGGAAGAGGAGCAAUUAUUUUUCAAACGAGAAAUACAUUGUCAAGGCCGCAGAAGAAAGGACAUGGAACAGGCAAGACACUGGUUUUAAUAGAAAAAAGAUAUAUUCAGUUUGUCAAUUGAAUAUGCGCUUCAUGCAAUGUAAAGGUGAUGUAGAAAUUAAAUUAUUUUCUUAUAAUUGUGUAUGGGGAAUUAUUAUGAACAGGUUAAUAUGUUUUCCUUAAAAGCACAUGUAAUUUUAGUAUAUACACACUGGUAUACAUUGCACUUAGUGUAUUAGGAAUUUAUAUUUUUGACGUAUUUUUGUAUUUAUAUGAAAUACUUGUAUUCCAUUUGUAAUAUACAAAAAAUCAGCACACUCCUCAAUGGCAAUGCCUUAAAGUAUUCACUCUUUGGGUAACAUGCUCAACCGCAGUGAUUUAAAGGGACACUGCAAAUAUAUAUUUUUGUUAAACAUCAUAAUUGCCAUUUCAUUUUACAGUACAGCAGAUAAAAUCUAUUUUACUAAACACUGAAAGAAAAAAAAAACCGCUUCACAUCAGCUUUUGCAUUGGAUGCAUAAUAUAUUGAUCAUAUUGACAACGAAUUACGUGAUCUCGUAAUGCACUUAACAAUACAAUGUGGAUUUAUAUCGCUUCAAAAUUCAACCACAUCUCAGGCCCCUGUGCAAGAAACAAUAUAGCAUAUUGAUUCUACAGAGGCAGAGCGAAAAUAAGGGGGAGAUUAUGAACCUGGACUUGAAAAGGAGGCAGUGAGUCAACAACAAGGAUGGCUCGGAGUCUCAGACCCUGGGGUUAGCAGAGGGGGGUGAGGGACCCCCCCCCACACACUAAGCGAAGGUUUGGCUGAGGGCUUCGACAGAAAAACAUCGGUUUCUGGAGCAGAGUGCGUAUGAAGGAGAGCACAUUGAGUUGAGAGCGGAGAGGUAAGCAGAGGCGAGUCCACGGAGGAUACUGACGAUGGUGCGAUGCCCAAGAAUGAGUUCUGACAGGAUAUUAGCUUUGUGGACAUUAACACUCCACGGACUGCUGGCGACGAUAAGCCCUGAAUUAGGAGCUGGAAAAGAGUCGGCGUGUUCGAUUGUCAUCCAUGACCUGACUCACGGCCACAUCUCCUCAAAGGAACUGCCGCACAGGAACGCCUUGGACUGUGUGUGGACGGUACUUAACCCUGAUCCCGCUGUCUACUCAAUAUUUCUAAGGGCCACAACUGCCAAUGCGAAGAUUUGCAACAGCAUCAGCGUAAAAGUCAAUUCCCUGGAUUACAAUCAGCAAAAGGACAAUCAGACCGCUCACGGAGCAGACUAUGGAGACGUCAUGGAGCUGUGUGACUCGGAAUCUUACAAGCACCCGCUUUUCACUUGGUGGGAUUACAAACACUCGGUGCAAGUGAGAAUUGGCAUUUCCCAGGCCGGACCCUCUCGACAUUGGAAGACUCUGACUCCGGCAAGCGUCAAAAAGAUGUGGUCGACGCUGGAUGGGAAUGGAGAGGCAGUGGUGGAAAUUGUCUUUCUCAACACGGUGCAGCCGAACGAGUCAAGCUGCCGCGUGAUCUGCGACUGGCUGGAAGGCUGCCUCGCCUCUGGCGGAGCCCAAUGGGAAUGUACAGUUGGACAAGUGCCUUGCAAGUGCCAACCCAUGGAGAUCCCUCCCGCAUCGGAUCGUUUGCCGUGCGAGACACCAGCGGGCCACAGAGACAUUGGAUGCAGCUACUACGAGAGUGACAGUCCUUUGCCAGACCCUUUUGCUGUCAACAUGGAAGAAGCCGGGUGGAGCGCCUGGUCCCCGUGGAGUCCCUGCUCACGCACGUGCUCGGGCGGUAUCCAGUUGCGCAUCCGCACUUGCCUCCCUGCUACCCGGCCUGGAAGCGCCCCGUCGUUCUGCCCGGGAAAUGCUGAACAGGGCCGGGAAUGCAACAAGCACAAGUGCCACAGUGUCGCGGGCGCAGGAGAGGAGUGGUCCGAGUGGAGCGUGUGCUCCUCGUCGUGCGGCGAGGGCUCCCAGGUGCGGGCCCGUGUCUGCCUCGCGUCGUCCAAAUCUGCCGCGUGCUCUGGGCCACUCCGCGAGAUCCGCGUCUGCGACAGCUCCUCCGUGUGUCCCGUGCACGGAGUGUGGGGGGAGUGGUCCCCGUGGUCCCUUUGCUCCUACACGUGUGGCCGGGGCCUGCGCACUCGCAUGCGCCACUGCUCCGUCCCCCAGCACGGGGGGAGCUCCUGCGAGGGGCCCUACAACCAGACCAAGGUUUGCAACAUCGCCCUCUGCCCUGUAGAUGGGCAGUGGGCAGACUGGUCCAAGUGGAGCACCUGCUCCGUGACGUGCGAGAACGGCACGCAGCAGAGGAGCCGCGAGUGCGUGGGGCCCAUCUACGGAGGCACGGAGUGCGUGGGUCCCGGGACCGAGAACAGGCGGUGCGACAACAACCCCUGCCCAGUGGACGGCCGCUGGGGCGUGUGGGCGGCAUGGGGGGAGUGCUCCGCCACCUGUGGCAGUGGUCUGCGGUGGCGACAGCGCAAGUGCUGGGGCCCCUUCCACGGCGGCCUCCUGUGCCAGGGCGGCGACAAGGAGCCUGCCAACUGCACCAACCCGAGAUGUCCAGAGCCCUAUGAGAUGUGUGCCGAAGAGGUGAGCGCUUCCAUCUUGUGGAAGGAGACUGAAGCCCAGAGUGUAGCAGUGAGCCGAUGUCCACCAGAUGCCACAGGUGUGGUGAGGAGGAAAUGCUCACUGUCUGAGAAUGGAACUGCGUUGUGGGAAUAUCCAAGUUUUUCCAAGUGCAUCUCCCUGGAACUGCAGACAGUCCUCCAAUCGCUGAGAUACCACCGCAGCAAGCGUCUGUGGGCGCCCUCGCUCGCGGACGGCCUCUCCCAGACGAGUCGCGAGCUGGCCGAGGCGUCCCAGGGGCAAGUGCUGUACGGCGGAGACGUCCUCGCCUCGCUCGACAUCCUGCGCAAUGUCAGCGACACCUUCCGGCGAGCGCCCUUUCAGCCAUCCAGCGACGACAUCCAGAAUGUGCUUCAGUCGUACAGUAACUUGGUCGCGGAUAUCCACAGGGAGCACUGGGAGGACACGUCAGUGAUUUAUUCUGCAAUUUCUAACUUCAUGGACAUGCUGGAAGGUUUUCUGCACAUAAUAGGAGAGGGGAUGAAAUAUUACUACGACUCGUACUUUGUAAAGGAGAAUUUAGUGGUCGGAGUGAGCAAGCUGUCGGCCGCUGACGUGGCGGGAGACAUUGUGUUCCCGGUGAAGGGCCGGCGCGGCAUGCCGGACUGGGUGCGUGCGUCCAACGACCGCGUGCUCAUCUCGCGCAGCUCGUUCGCUCGCGCUUCUGCCGCAGAAUCGCCGGUGUUUGUCGUUGGAAUUGUGAUCUACAAACAUCUGGAAACCUUCCUACCCAAGCCAAGGAACAACACGAUAGUGCAGUCUCGGAUCAUUUCGGUGAGCAUGAACCCCGCUCCGGACGUUGUCAGGCUCGAACUGGACUUCAGCCACACGGCUAACGGUACAAACUCAUACUGUGCUUUCUGGGACCCGGUAAACAUCGGAUGGAGUGGUGCUGGGUGUAAGACCAUGUUCAGCGAUGCUUUCAGAACCAAGUGCCGUUGCGAGCAUUUCUCAAGCUUCACUAUUUUGGCGCAGCCGGGCUUUAAAAUGAAGAUUAAUCGCAGCAGGUCGCUGUCACUGACCCUCAUCGUCGGAUGCAGCUUUUCCUCCCUGGCACUCAUUCUGCUCAUGAUCGUUCACUUUACCUUCUGGAGGUCUGUCAAAUCCGACCGGAGCCUGCUGCUUUUCAACUUCUGCAUUUCAAUAAUAUCCUCCAAUAUAUUGAUUCUGAUUGGAGAGACGCAAACCUACAACAAGGUGACGUGCACCGUCGUGGCAGUGUUCCUGCACUUCUUCUUCCUCGCCUCCUUCUGCUGGGUGCUCACGGAGGCUUGGCAGUCCUUCAUGGCAGUGCGCGGGGUGUCCAUGAAGAGGAUCGUGCGCAAGAGAUUCCUGUGCUUGGGCUGGGGGCUGCCUGCUCUGGUGGUGGCUUCAUCUGUGGGUUUUACAAAGUCCAGCGGAUAUGGAACGAUUCACUAUUGCUGGUUGUCACUGGAAGGUGGGCUCCUCUAUUCCUUCGUCGGGCCUGCAGCAGUGGUGGUGCUGGUGAACAUGAUCUUGGGAAUCGUGGUUUUCAACAAGCUGGUGGCCAAAGACGCCAUUGCAGACAAAGCACUCAAGCACAGAGCAGGGGCGUCGCUGUGGAGCUCCUGCGUGGUUCUGCCUCUGCUCGCACUCACGUGGAUGUGCGCUGUGCUCGCCAUCACCGACCCGCGCUCCUUCCUCUUCCCCGUCCUCUUCUGCGUCUUCAACUCGCUGCAGGGUUUGGUCAUCUUUGUCGUCAACUGCAUCCUCAAAAAGGAGGUUCAAAAUGCAUUUAAGUUUCGUAUCACGGGUCGCCUUGAUCCAAGUGAAGCUUGCGGCUACUUCCCCAAUGGGCAAGCUCAAAUUAUGACGGAGUUUGAAAAAGACAUCGACCUCACGUGUCAAUCAGUUUCUGGAACUCUGUCCCGGGCUGAAAAAAACCGAGAAAAGGCGCACCAUUCCAAACAGGCGAGCCUGCCUGAGAGCGCGCUCACGGUGAUAUCGGGCAAGGAGACCGCGGUGUACCCAGCUGCCUCCAAGAAGAACAGGCAGAGGCGGCAUCGGGAAGGCACCGGCUCCGCUCGCAGCAUCUGGCGUCACAUCCACAGGUAUCCAGCGGACAAGGACGUGUCGUCAGGGGGAGAGGUGCAACUUUCCCAGAUGCCCACGGCAGAUCCGCAGUGCGGCGGCGGCAGCAGCGGCGGCGGCGGCGGCGGCGGCGGCGCGACUUUCAUGCAGCAGCAUUUGCAGCCUGGCCAGCAACACACGUCCACCUCGCCCAUGGAUCGAUCCACGCACCAGCAAAUGCUGACCGUCGAGGCGGAAUCCAUCGCUCACUCGCCAGAUAGACAAAAAAGUAAAUAUUCUGAAAUCGACAUUCAGAGGAUCAUGCACACACGCCAACGACACAGCGAGAUGUUCCAGGAGAUGAAUCAAAAAUUCCAGUCCCUGGAGAGGAAACGCAAGAAUCCUGACGACAGCAUUGACGUCGUAUAGCGCGAACCAAGUUGAACAAGUCAUCGUUCGUGAAAUGGCAAAUGGAUUCACUGUUUAAGAGGCACAAGGAUAUAAACGUUGAGUCACCAUUGAACUGCAGACAUUUACGCAUCCUUUUAUGUCCAUCAAAAAAAAAUAAACACUUCUUCUUCUGCACCGAGUUUUUGCUUGGGGGUAUUGUGUGAUCGCAAGAGAAUGAGCAUGGCAGCAAUGAGAAGUAAGGUAGCAAUGUUGACGAGGUUGUUCUACAAUUCUCCCUUUUACAACGAUGUAUAAAGUAAUGUAUUAUAUGUUGAUGGCCAUUGCUUGAAUAACAAGGCUUCAUGUUGUACAUGACACACUAUAAUGUAACCUCUGAACUACAAACUGGAUUUCUUGGCUUUCAGAGACUAGAUUCAAGAGGUGAGAAGAGAGGAAGCCACAUUUGCGCAUUAAACACUCGCCUCUGCCCCAUAUAUAUACGAUAUGAAUAUGGAAAACACCAGCUGAAAUUAACCAAGUUGGUCCCCGGUUCGGUAUAUAUGUGAAUGCUUUAGCUACGUUAUAUUUUGUUUUAAAAAAUAUAACUUGAGCAUUGUGUCAUUAUUUUGGCUGAAAAUAAAGGCAAAAGGGCUCCGUGUAGGUCAUUGUCGAAGGUAGUGACACAGUUGUGUUUUACCUCGUAUUUAUUUGUGCGUUUUGGUUCCCUUAUUCAUUUCAAAAUAUGAAUGUUACUAUUGCUUUGCAGCUUUAGCUUUAGAUGUCUUUUUUGUUGUUCAAUCGAACACGAAGCUACAUAUUCACAAAUGAGUUUAAACACAUUUUUUACGAGAAAUUCAAUUUUCUUUGGGGGAGAAAAAUACUAAUUGAUUAAAGCUGUGGUUUGCACGGGGCUCUUGGCUUGUCUGUGAAUAGAGAGGAGUUUUAUUUUUUUUCUCGUUGCAUGCUCAAGGAGUUGUGUUUUUGGACAAUGAUAAAUCUCUAGUAUGCUGUUGGGAGACUGUACACAUCUCUACUUUGCUGUGUAAUCUGUGGUCGUAGACAUACAUUUGCUUCAUUUUAAGCGGAAUGGUUUUUACUUUGUGCUGUAAUUGCAUUUUUGGGUUUUGUGUAGUUGGGCAAUUAGUGAAUCUCAAUCGACUUCAAAAGAAAGCUAUGCAAUUUUAAGAGUUACUUUCAAAUUAUAUUAAAUUAACUGUAUACUGCAUUGUAAUUACAUCAUUUUCCACUUAAAAUGAAGUGAGAGAUACAAAUAAAAUAAACUCAAAUUUUUCA